AUGAACGAUUCCGAUUCUGAGUCUCAAAAUUGCACAUAUGAAGCAAGUCCAAUUGAUCCAAUCAGUGUGUAUAUUUAUCUUGUUGCAAUUCCGCUGGUUUGUGUUAUUGGAUCUGCUGCGGCUGUUUUGUGUAUCAUUGUAUUCACAAGAAAACAAAUGAGGUACAGUUUCAUUUCACUUAAGAAAUCAAGUUUUGUUAUCGCUCUAUGUUUCGUAAACAUCAAUUUCCGUUGUAUUUUGUGUUAUGAUUAGCUGAAUUAAUAAGCGAGCACACUACGUAUCAAUAGUUGAAAAUGAUUAGUUUAGAAAAAAGUGCAAAAAUAUUAGUCACUAAUUGUUCUAAUUUUCCAAAAGAAAAAAAAUUCCUCAUGAACUUAAUUUAAAAUGUUGCAUUUCUUUCAGAUCAUCUUUGAAUGUAUAUUUGGCUGGAUUAUCAGUGUUUGAUUUCAAUGUGCUGCUAUUCAGUUUUCUAAUCUACAUGCCAUUGCAAGGUUGCGUUUUGCAGGUAAAAUGUUGCUUUUGAUUUCAAUUACCAAUUCUAACCUAUGAAAUAUUCAUAUUUAAUGUUUAAAAUAAACCAACCUAAAUAAAAAAUCUCAUAAUUUCUGAUCGACCAAUUCGAAUUUCUAAUUCAAGAAAAAGAAAAAAGUUUGUGUUUUUGACAUGUUUUCUAAUACGAACAUUGAUAUUCAAAAAUUGUAUCUAGAACUAGACAUGUCAUAUUUUUCUUUUUCUUCUUUUUUUUGAGUACGGGAAAUGCACAUAAUCAUUUUGCAAUUAUCUAUUCAAGACCAUAGAAAACAUUUCUAGGUAAAGUAUUUUUUGCAGUCGACAGAAAAACAUUGUCAAAUGGGGUUCACCCAAGGGAAUUCAUGUGUGUGUGUGUGUGUCGAGUAAUUUUGCCAAUACGACUUGUGGUAAACUAGAAUGAAAAAAGGAUUAACAGAAAUCAAGAAAACCUUUUCGAAUAUAUUAUAUUUCCUGGAACAAGAGUUUUGUUUAUAAAUCCAUGUAUAUUUUAUUUCAUGAAAAAAAGGGGAAGAGAAAGAGACAGGAAGUUAAUUUGUUCAAAAAAUAAAACGUGAAUAACUAAAGCUUGAUGUUAUAAUCCGGAAAUAUAUAAUCAUUUUUGAAAAGUUCGAACAUCUUCUGAAUGCGAAAAACAAUAACAUAAUGUUUCAGGGUAAUACAAACACUCGGAUAUGUCAAUUUUUCUGGAAUUCCACACCAUACACUCUUCCAAUUUCGAAUAUAGCACAAUGUGGAAGUGUUUGGACAUGUGUUGCUGUAACAGUUGACCGAUUUCUAGCCGUGAAUUACCCGCUACAUAGUAAAAUUUGGUGUACACCAAGAAAGGCAUUGACGAUUCUGACAAUCAUCACAAUCUGCAGUAUUCUCUAUAAGGUUUGUUUGAAGUUUUUCGAGAUUCUUUUGUAAUUUUUGGUUUUUAGGCUCCUGGCUUUUUUGAACUCUCCAACAAUAGUUGUGGCCAACUUCAUGUCACAGCUUUAAGAGCAAAUGAACUGUAUAUCAAAUAUUAUGUGAUUUAUGGAUAUAUCAUUGUUAUUGUGUUGAUUCCUUGGACCACUAUGAUUAUUUUAAAUAUAUUUGUAGUGAACGCCGUUCAUAAAGCUUACAAAAUCCGAAGAUCUAUGCAAAGCGGCAAAAACAAUCAAGAAGAGAAAGAUCGAAGGUGAGUCUUGGUCUGUCUGGAUCUCAGAAUAAAUGAGAUUUUUAAUAACUCAAGAUAAAAUGAAUUCUUGCUGCUCCAAGAUGCAAAAAAUGCUCAUCUUGAACUAUUUAUAUGAAAAAAACUCCCACAUUCAUUUCAUCUCAUUUCAUUUUAUUUCAAUUCAUUUUGAAAAAAAACAGAAUGAACAAAGAAAAAAACAAAGAAAAAACAUACAUAGUUAGUAAUUCAAUAGAUUCACUAUUUUUAGCAUUCAAACAAAAAUUUGGAACUGAAAAAAACAUUGGGUUCGAAAAAAAAAACAAUACAUAUGUAUGUAUGUAUGUAAUAAACUGUUUUAGUUUAAGGUGCACUUUAAUGGCAAUCGCAAUGGUUUCAACAUUCUUGAUCUUCAAUGCACCUGCAGCUGUCAAUAACUUAUCCGAAUUUUUUUCGGUUAAUUUGGGAUAUUGGGGACCAAUCGGAAACUUGUUGGUGUGUGUGAAUAGUGCUUCAAAUAUUGUGAUAUAUUCAUUAUUCGGCGCAAGAUUUAGACACAUGUGUGUUUUGAUGUUAUGUGGAAGGAAUAGCAAAUGGAUGGAUUGGCUUAAAGUUGGCAGGUAUAUAGUUUAUUUUGUAGAGUGUACUAUCAAAAAACACUCUUUCAAAAUGUCAAUAUUAAAUUUUAGAAGUAUGGUCAGUGACUGGGAUGCCAGAGAUGGAACAACACGAAAAACAAGUCUCGACGCGUCAACAGCUCUUCUCAGCGCAAGAGUAAGUUUCAUUUUCCAAUGUGUCAAAAUAGUACACAAUUUAUUGGGUACUAUAUUGCAUUUUCAGCGGAUGACCUUUUCACAUUUUAUAACAUAUCCAAUUGUAAGUUUGUGUGCAAUGAUUAUUUGAUAAUGAAAUGAAAUGAAUUGAAAUGAUAUGAUAUGAUAUGAUAAUGCAUGGUGUUUCCUAUUCUUAUCCUUAUUUUAAUCUUUCCUUACUUUUCCUUAUUUUAAGAAAAAACAACAAUUUGAAAGAAAAAAAAACAAACAACUUUGAAAAGUUUGAAACUCGAUUAGUGUGUUUAUAUUUUGGUUAACGAACGUUGAACAUUGAAACCAAAUAUAUAUGUUUUUCAGAGUUCUCGACGAUGGAGCAAAAGAAGUCAAAGUGGAGCAACACAAAUGGCAACAAGAAAAGAUACUGUAAUAUAUACAAGUUCACAAAAUCGAUUGUCCCUUCAAAACGCGCCUCCGUGA
Caenorhabditis angaria is the source of this 2919-nucleotide messenger RNA. The record is from the annotation of a GenBank genome assembly. Lineage: Eukaryota; Metazoa; Nematoda; Chromadorea; Rhabditida; Rhabditidae.